Molecule: messenger RNA, 2398 nt
Organism: Acanthoscelides obtectus
Lineage: Eukaryota; Metazoa; Arthropoda; Insecta; Coleoptera; Chrysomelidae
Source: the annotation of a GenBank genome assembly
CUGUGUCUAAGCUUUUAUUUAAGGCGACAUCUUAUGGUCAAUUUCGAAACUAUAAUUUACUAGUGUUAUAUAGGAACUUUCGCCAUGUUGGCGAAACCGAUGUUGAAUGUCAGUUCAAUUUGAAUGUUGGGUAGUUACAAGAAAAACUUGCACAAUAGCCCAAUUUUUAGUAAUUAUACUGUCGAUUGUACUUGUACAACUUCAAAUUCUAUUAGGGGUGAGACAAUUUUUUUAUUUGUAGCUGAGAAUAUACGUUUUAAUUGGACAUCUUCAGGCAAAAAAUGGAUAAGGCUGGAAAUAGGAAAACCAAACACUGUGUGCAGUCUGAACAACAUCCACAGCAGACUACAUUGACACUGUGCUCGUUUAUGGAGAACCGGAACUUCGUGGAUGUAGCCAUUCGCUGCGGAGAUUACGUUUUAUACGCUCAUAAAGUGGUUCUGGCUGCCAACAGCGCCUUCUUUAAGGAAGAACUCUGGAAGGAUUCAUCUGUCCAGCAAGUGGUGAUCACAGGAUGUGAUGCGUCUGUGGUGAGAUCCUUACUGGAGUUCAUAUACUGCGGAAAAACUAUUCUAUCUUAUGAACAUCUCAGAUACUUAGUUGCAGCAGCCAGGACAUUACAAAUUAAACCAUUGGAUAGUAUGACAUUUGACUUCCCCUUACAUGGUAAUUUAUUCCAUUCAGAUAUUCCAAUUUUAUUUUGUCUUAUACAGGGUACAUGAACAGUUUAUUUCUCGGAUGCAAUUAGAAUAACGCAAAAAGUGUCACAAGUCUUAUGAAAAAUUUCAUAUAGGGAUCUCCUACCAAAAUAUAGACUUUCAAAUUAAGACACUGGAGACUGCAAGGGAAAGACUACCGCAAUAUUGCUUAUUUUUUAACACUCUAUAGUAAUGACUCUAGAGCGACAUUUCUUGAAAAAUGUAUCCUCGAUGGACGUUGAUGAGUAGUUGCAUGGAGCUAUUUAUAAAAAAUUGGAACCAUUCUGAGGAAGCGUAGAUAACGGCUACAUCGAAGAGUUGUUUUGACUGCAACCAACAACUGUUUUCAAAAAUAUAGCAGGGUUAUCUACUAGGACCAUAUCAUAUUGCACCUCAAAUUUAUUAGACGACAUGAUAGUGAUUCCCAAGCCACAGUUUCUCUCCAAAAAGCUCAAAUUCUGUGGUUACCCGUCCAAGCGAGCUUCGGCCAUCAACUCCUUCAGCGAUCUAUACAAACUCCACAAAGGCAAGAAAAGGUCCCGCAUAGGAGCUGAAGGCCAGGUAUGUGUUGAGAAAACCGAGGAUAGUAGAUUGGCUACUGCUAAAAAAGAGAUCGCAUCUGCUUCACAGGCUAAUACUUCCAUCAUGGAAAAAGCUUGCACGGAGAGCUCAGUUAAGAAGUUCCCGCAUCCUACAGCAGGAUUUGGUGCAGGUCAAGCGUUUUUGCCCACUGACCCAAUAGGGUCGAACAAUGUCAUUGAUUUAACCAUGCCAAGUAGCUCUGAAGAACGUACUCCUUAUCUAUUCGGAAAUGAAGCCAACUCUAUUGUGGAGAUAAUGUUCAAGACCAGUGAUGGAAGCUUGGUCCCUGUUACUGAUGAAUUGCUCCAGAAUCUUCAGAAGGAUGGUCUGCAAUAUCAAGUGAUGGACGAAGAUGGAAAAUUAGGCGAGGUUCAUGAAUUGCAACUGACUAAGGAUAUGACCAAUGCGGCUGCUGGAAAUAUACCACUUUUACUGGAAACGUUAGAUCUAUUCGGCAAUGCUCAAACAGACUCGGCAGACAUCACUAAUGAACCAUGUAAAGCAGAGGACAACGCUGGUGCUUUGAUCGAUCAGAACAACGUAGCGAUACCUUCACUGGACACUGAAGAGUUGAAUGAGAGCUAUUCAAUCGAAAACUUGCUUUUGAAUGCAUACGCUGAGAUGCAGCCAGAUCAUUCCGAGGUUGAAAUGCAGAUGAUGGAUGUUAAAGGAAGCAUUCCUGCUACCGCGAGUACCGAUCAGAAAGAAGAUCCAAGUUUGGACUUUUCUCCUGAUAUGUUUGAUCUAUUCGGCGAUGCUCAAAAAGAAUCUGUAGAUAUCACCACUGAACCAUGUAAACUAGUGGAUAACGCUGGUGCUUUGAUCGAUCCGGAAAACGUGCUUUUGAAUGCUUUCGCUGAGAAGCAGCCAGAUCAUUCCAAGGUUGAAAUGCAGAUGACGGAUGAUAAAGGAAGCACUCCUGCUACCGCGAGUACUGAUCAGAAGGAAGAUAGUGGUUUGGACUUUUCUCCUGAUAUGUUUUUUGCUGACUGGUAACAAGAGGAUUUGUUUGGAAGAGGAUACCUCGAAGCAGUGACAUGUUGUUUGAUUUUCAGUUUUUCAGUUAAAUUGUAUUCAGAAUAAUUAUUUGUUUCAAUAAAAACAAUUUCAUGAUUACA